Molecule: messenger RNA, 477 nt
Organism: Lactuca saligna
Lineage: Eukaryota; Viridiplantae; Streptophyta; Magnoliopsida; Asterales; Asteraceae
Source: the annotation of a GenBank genome assembly
AUGAAGAGUUGCAUUGUCAACGUGAAUGCCUUACUCUCUAAUAUCAUUGAGACUCGUGAUUCUCUAAUCAUGAUCACUGUCAAGAAGCAUCUGGCUGAUAAACUUAGGCCUAUGUCUGCGAUGCUCAACAUUCUUAAGGGUGUUUCGGAGUCUAACAUACUUCCAAAACAAGGGGAGAACAAGUCAAAUCUUCUGGUGUUGAAAAGUCAACUGAUUAUAUUUCCUCUGUGGACUUUGGAGCGUAUAAUGAUUGAAGCAAUUGACAAUUCCAGCAAGUAUUGGCUAAAACAUGUUACAUCCUUUGAUGUGGAAAACUCUUCUGAUUCACAACUCAAUCUGCCAAUUACUCCAAAAGCCUUCCAGCUUCAUUGCGUCAAGAAUGUUGCGAAUUUGCCUUUCUCUGACAAUCAUGCUCAUCAAAUUCUCUUUUAUUUCUAUCUGAAGCACAUGAAGCCUCAAUACGAAACCUGGAGCUAA